AUGGGCGAUGUUUUCUUCUGGAAAGGAGAAGAGGUAAAAGUAAAGGAGAAGAUUCGAGUCGAGAGCCAGGACCCUAGUUUGAUGGCGGUCAUGGCCAAACUCACGGCACUGGAGCAUGAAGUCAUGAAAUGGCUGACUUCCCUGAAAGUGCUAAUGGGCACUGAAGACACAGACAGCGAAUCAUGA
This is a messenger RNA of Aspergillus fumigatus Af293, 186 nucleotides long. Lineage: Eukaryota; Fungi; Ascomycota; Eurotiomycetes; Eurotiales; Aspergillaceae. The record is from RefSeq and is a predicted model, not a curated record.